AUCGCCAGUGUCUCUUUGGAGGUCUGGGAGGAAGGACGUGUAUCGCCGUGGUCCUGCCCCCCAUGAUGUGUGGUUGCGGCGGUGUGGUUGGUGUGGCCGCGACCAGCUCCUCCCCGCCGCCAUGAGCCACACCAGGAACAUCAGUGAGCUCCUUCCGGACGAGCCCAUCAAGGACCCGUUCGAGAAGGAGAUCCAUUUCAACAACACUGUCAGGGAAUACAUCGUGUUCUUGGUGGUGUUGCUGCUGCUGUCUGUGGCCUCGCAUGUGGUGGUGCUGCGGUACAGGCGGAGGGAGGCCCCCAACCUGCCGCCCCCCCGACAUGGCGACGACGACGAGGCUAUGGUGGACAGGAUAGCGCUGUGGCUCUGUACGUUCAGCCUGUCCGUGUCCCUGGGCGCUGUGCUGCUCCUGCCCGUCAGCAUCCUCAGUAACGAAGUGCUAACACUCUACCGCGACUCCCUCUACGUCCAGUGGCUCAACCUGUCGCUGGUGCAAGGGCUCUGGAAUAUAAUCUUUCUGCUGUCCAACCUGUCGCUGUUCGUCGGCCUGCCCUUCGCCUACCUCUUCACCGAGUCGGAGGGCUUCCCGGGAUCCCGCAAGGGUCUGAGGGCGCGGGUGGUGGAGACGGUGGUGGUGCUGGUGCUGCUGGUGGUGCUGGUGCUGGGCGUGGCUAUGAUCAUCUCCCUGCUGCUCGGCUACUACCAGGAGGAGGGGCUGGCGCACAUGAUUGAUGUGUGGGGCAGCUUCUACCUCCCGUUCCUGUACUCGCUCAUCUCCUGCCUGGGUGUGCUGAUGCUGCUGUUAUGCACACCCGUCGGCCUGGCGCACCUGUUCACCGCGAUGGGGCGCCUGGUGGUCAAGCCAGGGUUCCUGCGUGACCUUGCGGAGGAGUACCAGGCGGCGGUUCUGCUGGAGGACUCGCUUGCCCGCCGCCUCGCCCCGCCCGCCGUCCCCCAUGCUCAGCCCCUCACGCGCUCCCUCGCCGCAGCGCCGUCUCCCGAGGACCUUCUGCUGCAGUACCGUGACGCCCGCACCAGACGGAUAAGGCUGGAGCGCCGUCGCCGUGCAGGAGUGUUCCAGCGCACCCUGGCGUACCCGCUGGCCCUGCUGGUGCUGCUGGCGCUGACGGGCACGGCGGUGCUCAUUGUGGUCCUCAACACUCUUCAGCUCCUGGUGGGCAUCAAGGCGCUGCCCCUCUCCUCCACCCCGGCCAUCCUUGGGGAGGCUCAGCAGGGCAAGAGAAUAGUGCUGUUGUCGGUGCUGGGUCCUGUGGGCGCCGUGCUGGAGGUGGUGCUUAUCCUGUACCUCAUCGCUGCCUCCCUCCUCGGCUGUUACUCCCUCCCGGUGGUGGCGCGCAUCAGGCCUCGCCGCGGUGACACGCCCAUGGUGCACGUCAUUGGCAACUGUGCCAUUGUCCUUAUACUCUCCAGCGCCCUUCCCCUGCUGGCGCGAACCCUGGGCAUCACCAACUUCGACCUGCUGGGGGACUUUGGGAAGAUCAGUUGGCUGGGCAGCUUCUGGAUCGUGCUCGGCUAUAACGCUCUCUUCGCCUCCGCCGCCGCCUGGUGCCUUGUCAAGAAGUUCACUGCCACCAUCAGGCACGAGAUAUACAUGAGGUUCAAGUUUUUGGCGAUGUCUGUGGUGAAGCGCGAGACCUUCAGGCUCCCGGCGCAGGUCAUGAACGGCACCAUCAUGAACACAAGCAACAUCAAGGAGGAGUAGCAUGAUGAGAGGGGCGGAAGACACUAAUAGCAGAGGUCCCACGCACCUCCACUGGGUUAAAGAACACUGAUGGCACGUACAGGACAGACAAGUGCCAGUCUUCCUCAGAGAUGUGAAUUGAAGCCUGGCAGGUGUCUUCUGUUUGGGUGCCAGUAAUGCUGAGAAGGGGGACGAGUUCAGCCAAGCCUUCAUGCAAGUCACUCCUGAUAUUUAUUUAUUGUGAUAGGUUCAUUCCUCCCACUUGCUCCUCCACCCACUCAUGCUGGGUGGAGUGAUGCCUCUCUACUGUGUGGCUGUGGCUGAACACUUCCUUCUUAAUGCAUCCUGGACCACGCCAAUCAAGGACAUGUUCGUUAGUGGAGUGAAGGAAGAUGGAAAAUUUAUGUAUGCUGCUCAUUCUCGGGCUGAAUGGAAAUUGUUGUCGCUUUUAUGUGGCUCAGGCUGAAAGCUUCCUUAUUAACAGUUCCUGGACCACGUAACCAAGGACACCAUCACUGAAGCAAAGGAAGACAUGUCAAGUUCAUUAUGCAAGCAAGAGUAUUCAUCCCUUCACUCCCACCAAGAAUUAUCGCCACAAGAUACGGUGAAACUCAGAACCUUGACAUCUCUCACUAUUACCACCUUUCAUUUACAGUACAGUUGAUGUGCUUCUUCUCUUCCUGUCUUUGUGUUGCGGCCUUGGCUCUCUGGUGUUGCAGGCUACGGACGAUGUGUGACUCCCCACUGUGGAGCUUGAGUGGUGCAAGUCCUGUUACCUUCAUGGACAUUGCAGAGGCGUGCGGUGGCAGGGCUGCAGAGGAACCAGAGUAUUCUUGUCUUGUGUGCUUCUAUAGUUACCAUCCAUGUCAAAAACACACACACACACACACACACACACACACACACACACACACACACACACACACACACACACCAAGGCAGCUGUUUGUUUUUAAGGGAAGAUAGUAAAACAAAUAUUGGGGGUUAUUUUCCAAAGAAAUGGCAAAGUUUUAUUAGGAAAAGAUUAAUUCAAAGUUUUUGUCUUAUAAUCAGGUUUUUAAUUCAGUAUUUUUGGGGAUUUAUAUAAGAAUGUUGGAUAAGAGGGACUGUGUGUGUGUUCUAGAUGCUGUUUAAUUUAUUGUUAGGUGCUAAAGAAAAGAAGAGAUGUACAUGAAACACAGGGAUAGAAUGAGACAAAACACACACACCGCACAACACAACACACACCUAUCUAUCUAUCAGCCAAAGACUCCCCAGGAACCUUUUGUGAAUGUUUCCCUGCGUAGGAUCUCCCGUGCAAGACCCACUCCCUAGCCUCCCUUGUGUAUCUUUGCUCAAAUGUCGUACAAGGUCUGUGUAUGCUUCUCUGACUGUCCGUUACCAGGCACCCCGACAACUGACAUGAGGAUUAGUGUGGAUGAGGCAACAUGUUAUGGUGUGUUUUGGUGUCACUGGUGUGUAUGGAAGUCUUUGCCCAUAUGUGUAAGGGCUACUCCAGAGUGCAUGUGUGUAGAUAGUGUAAAUAAGAGUAACUUGUAUAAACUCAUAAGGUGUAAUUUACAGUGUGUGUGUGGUCAUGUGAUUGUGUGUGUCGGUGGGAGCUGAUGCGUGAGACAUGGAUCAGCAAGAGUGUUAGAUGCCAGAUAGGGUUUGUCUGUCUAUUCAUAACCACCAUUCCAUUGAGUGCUAAUAUUCAGGAAAAAGAGCUUCUACGGAAAAUUAAGCCAAGGUAUAAAAGUGAACUCUUAAAAGUAAAGAUUGUUAAACAUUAUUUUGACACUCCUUUUUAUAGCUGUGGUAUAUUUUGCAGUCAUUGUUUUCCUGAUCCAAGUCUUUUCUUAUUGGAUUGGUGUGUGCAUGACAAACAUAUCCUGUUGGUGUAUUGCACAGCUCUCCUUCCCGGGACUGGUGGAGCCAAUAACCUGAUCAGUCUGUGACUCUGUGUAGAACUAUCCUUGCAUCAGGCAGGUGUUUGGGAACAGUCUGACUGGACCCUUCCGUCUCCUACUUCACGCCACUGUCCACGAGUUGAAUAAGCUCCAGUAAGGUACCGAUGCCUCUGGUGGUUGUGUGCAGCCCUUCACUGAUGGAUGUACACAUUUAUUGUGGUGAGGAACUGCAUUAGUUUUGCCAUGAUGUGGCUUGGUUGCGUCCAUGCGACGUGAUCGGGCCAGACAGUAGCAGCAUGUGUCAUCUGCUUCUGCACUAUGAUAAGGACACUACAAUAGUUUUAUACUUAUAUUUAUGAUUUUUCGUGUUUGUGGAGAAAUGUUCAGUUCUCACUACCAAAGUGUUAUAAUGCAUUAGAAUAAGUUAGCAAUGGUGGCAGCAGCAGCAGCAUAUGUGCUGUUCUGCUGCUGUGGAACAUUGCUCUGGGAUGCUGGGCAGCACUGGCAUGCCUGAGUUUAAAUCAAAUUGUGAUACUGUGACUUGGAGGGACCACAUGGAAUGGGGUCACCUUCCCAGAAUUUCCAUACCUCUGUUAUUUAAGAUUUUGAUACAUUGUUCAGUGUUUAUUUUUAGUAUGUACUUAACAUGUCUAUGAUAAUUUCUGUAGAACUAUGUCAGACAGUAAUUCCUAUUUUUGGUCAACAAGUCCAGCGGAGCCAGUCUGUCGUGCCCGGCCAGGCUGGCGUCAGUAAGGGAAACACAGGGCCACUUGGCUUUGCUCAUGUGUUUAUUGUGCUCUGCCUCAGGUUCAUCCUCACCAUGCCAAAGUUCUCAAGUGUGUGUCAGGCUGAUUGAUACUUGUACACUGACUGACAACAGCUGGCUGGGCCACUACAGCUUUAAAUAAUGUACAUAGAUACUGCAGGCCGGUGUGGCGUGUUCCCUAAGUAUCUCCACUCUUGUGGACAGCUGUGGGCUAACACUUAGGACAUGAAUAAGUAUAGACCUUGGUUAGAAAAAAGUGUGCCCUGAGAGGUGCAUCAUUAAGUACAUUGUAAGAUUAUAUGUAUUGUACCUAUGAUACACCCUCUGUACAGGAGCAUGCAUGUCUGGGCUCAGAAAUGAUCUGUCAGGUGAUGUUUAGAGGCUCUUGGCAGCAAUUUCGGAUGGAUAAGGCGAGUUUGCACUAUCCUUGACAGACCACACACCUAGGAAAGUGUUGAUUGCUUUAAAACAUGUAAGAUCUUAAGAGAUGACUUGUCAGACGUGUCCUUGAAAGUGACCUGACAUUCUGACCCAGCCAUACAUGCUAGUUGGCUGUCAGCAGUAGUGUACAAUUUAAUCUCUCAACAUGUAUGUGCACAUACAGCUGCAGAUGUUAGUAAGAUAAAGAGUUGGCACGUGUAGUAUGCACACUAUAGACUCACGCUGUACAGGUCAUAUAUAUCAAGUUUGUAAUUAAGUUUAGGCGCUCAAGACAAACUCCUUCGACCUGGGGUUACAUUUAUCAAUGCUGUGCUGGAUCCAGGAGAGACAAGCUUCUCUGUUCAUACAUCAAUCCAUGUAUCUUUCUUGGAGAGAGAGACUUCUCACCUCCACACGACAUCGUGAUUACAGCCAUACAACACAUCUCGCCCAUUCCCCAAUGGCUUCAGCAUAAAUUCACAAUAAUUUUGUGAAUAACAGAUAACAGCAACAACCCUGGUGGUGUGUGAUCCUCAGCUAAUUGUGAACAACUUAUUAUUUAUGCUGAAGCCAUGGAGUAAAAGGGAAGGAGAGUGGUAUGUGGCUGUAAUCAGGCAGGCAGUGAGGAGAGGAAUGUUUUCCCCCUUCUCUCUAACAAUAGAUGACAGAAAACAGCUGUGUUGCUUGUCUUGAAAGCCUGAUGUGGGUCACUGUGUUGAUUUGAGGCAUUACAGAUGUGAGCCAUGAAAUUGGACAUUACUGGAAGAUUUAUUUGACUCAUCAUGGGUUUCAGACUUUUAAAUUAAUUUUCAGGAAUAACUUUUUGACAGUGUUGGAUAAGCAUGAUAAUUUGACAGCAUGUUUUAGACCUUGCCCCAUUUAUGUCAGUAUGAUUUUUAACAAGAUGUAGAUAAAUAAAUAAGGCACUUACAAGAGGCAUGUAAGGCUAAAACCCAGCUGAUGAAGUCCUUCAUUUUGCAAGGCUAGCAAACUUUUCUGUGGAGACAGCGUUGUGCAUUUGUGCAGUGGCCAACAACAUGUCCGGCGUAUAAUUCAUUCAGUUGUGGCAGCACCGAGCCCAGCACUCUGCCUGCCAAGAUACUCAACACCUCCGCUGUUGAGUUCACAGCUGGAUAGCUCAGGCAUCUGCUGGGUUUUAGUUAUGUACCUUUACAUACAGGUGCCUAAAGUAUCCACAUCUUUUUAACAAAUCAUAUUGACAAAAACAGAACAAAAUAUGAAACAUACUCUGCCAAGUUAUUCUGAUGCAAAACUUUAACAAAGUUAUUCCCAAAACACUAUACAACACAGCCUCUGAAACCUAUAUAGUAAGGGGUGGGCAGGGUAACUGGGGUUUGUAAAUAUAAUGUAAAACCUGUAAGCAGUAGUGAGAGAAAUGGGAAGGGAUUCACCUAUUUUGAAGUCAGUAUGCAGUGACCUGUACAAACUAGUGAUUCUACAUUGUGCAACUGCAUGAAGCAAACACUACCGGUGCACAUGUGAAAUGUUGAUGCAUGCAUAUCAGUAGAAUCUAACAUGUCACACACUGGCCUAUGGCUGCUGUGGAGGAGGAACAAACAUGACUGGAGGGUGGAAAGGCUGCAGCAAGGGGAAGGCACCCACCACGGGGUACCUUCCUGUUGCUAGAUGUAGAGCAGCAUCCUGUUGUCGUCAGUAAUUAUCUCGUGCAGUCUUCAGGGGUCUGGCUGGCUCCCAUGCACAGUCACAACUACCACUGCUGUAAAGGUAACAUAAUAAACUGUCUUUCUCUG
Molecule: messenger RNA, 6549 nt
Organism: Eriocheir sinensis (Chinese mitten crab)
Lineage: Eukaryota; Metazoa; Arthropoda; Malacostraca; Decapoda; Varunidae
Gene: lili
Product: protein LMBR1L-like
Exons: 11
Coding region: 122-1723 (533 amino acids)
Biological process (GO): signal transduction
Molecular function (GO): transmembrane signaling receptor activity
Source: RefSeq, a predicted model, not a curated record